Messenger RNA from Capsicum annuum, 806 nucleotides. RefSeq names its product pathogenesis-related protein PR-1. The transcript has a single exon. Gene Ontology annotation, cellular component: extracellular region. The record is from RefSeq and is a predicted model, not a curated record. Bases 76 to 675 code for a protein of 199 amino acids. NCBI's taxonomy places the organism in Eukaryota, Viridiplantae, Streptophyta, Magnoliopsida, Solanales, Solanaceae.
ACAUUAUUCAGUACUUCAAUUCCCAAAGAAUUAAACAAUCAAUCUGUCUCUCUAUAACCAAAAUAAAUAAAUAACAUGAAGCUUCUUGUUUUCUUUUUUCUCCUAUUUUUCCUUUCAUCAAUCAGCUCAAUCCACACCCUAAAAAUCCCCUCAAAAUCAUCAUCACCACUUGAUCAAACAAGUCUAAAAAAACUUAACAAUGAAACAAUAAUCUACAAAAUCUCAAAACAAUUAUGUUGGAAUUGCUUAGGAGAAGCAAUACAAUUCUUGUUUCAUCACAACUUAGUAAGAGCAACAAAAAUGGAAUUACCUUUAACAUGGGAUUCAAAUCUUGAAAAUUAUGCAAAAUGGUGGGCAAGUUCAAGAAGACAAGAUUGUAGACUAAUGCAUUCAUUUCCAGAAGGUGAUUUUAAGUUAGGUGAAAAUAUUUAUUGGGGCAGUGGAAAUACUUGGACACCAAGUGAUGCUGUUAAUGCUUGGGCUGAUGAACAAAAGUACUAUGAUUAUGCAUCAAAUUCAUGUGUUGAAGGACAAUUAUGUGGACAUUAUACACAAAUUGUUUGGAAGAGUACAAGGAAAGUUGGAUGUGCUAGAGUUAUUUGUGACAGUGGUGAUGUUUUCAUGACUUGUAAUUACUUUCCUCCUGGGAAUUAUAUUGGAGAAAAGCCUUAUUGAUCUUCAUUCAAAAUUUGAUAAUAUGUAAUGAUUUUUUUCUUUUGUGUGUGUGAUAUAUAUAGAUGAUUAUGUAUAAAUAUCGAGUCGAUCAUGUGGUAUAAUAUAAUGUCUUUUUGUUUUGUUUUUUUUAA